GAUGCAUGUGUUCGAAGAUUUUGAUAAAUUUGUCUCUUAAUUUUAAAGAAAAUCAUUUUUGGUUGGUCAAAGGAAUAAUGAAUCAUCUCGCAAGCAAGAUGUUAAAUCAGCACUCACGGGCGUUUGUCCAAGCAGUUUCAAUAAUUCGGGCACCUUUGUUUGUUCCGCAGACAGCAUUAGGCGUCUCACAAACAUACAGGCAGUACAGAUCCAUGCCCACCCAUGGAAUCGGCCGGUAUAAGUAUCUCCUGCCAAAGGAAACGCCGAAGAAGAAGAAGGUGAAGCAUCAGAUGAAGGAGAUUAAAGCAGCGACGGACACUGAGUAUGGGGUUCUGAACGUGCUGGUCUCAGGCUAUGACAUGACCCUGGUGGAGCACUACUCUCAGUACAUCCACAAUCUCUGUAAUCGCCUGGAUAUCAAAGUGGAGGAAUGUUAUGCUUUACCAACAAAAAGCACAGAGGUGAUGGUCAUGCAAGAGCAAGGAACCAAAAUGUACGUGGACGCAGUUCUCAGAACCCAUGAACGAGUGGUCCAGAUCAGCCAGCUGAAGGCAACACUGACGCCCAUUUUUAUGGAGGUCCUUCUGCAGAACCAGCCUGAGGGAGUCGAACUCUCCGUAAAGGAGCACACUGAAGCAGAUUACCAGGCCCGGUUUAAAGCCCGCCCAGAACUAGAAGGCCUGCUCGCUCAGAUGAGCUAAAGAGUCCCAGAACAGAAACAUGAAACAAUGUCUCUCUUACGUGUUCAACAUACAGACUGUACAUUAUUUUUGUAUGCAGUGCAGGUCAAUGCAUUUUCCAUGGACUGCGUCAAAAUUUCCUCUGACGAAAUGCAACGCAACCCGUCUCUCACACCACAAAGCUCUCUGACAGAAUCUUA
Molecule: messenger RNA, 880 nt
Organism: Chanos chanos (milkfish)
Lineage: Eukaryota; Metazoa; Chordata; Actinopteri; Gonorynchiformes; Chanidae
Gene: mrpl48
Product: mitochondrial ribosomal protein L48
Exons: 8
Coding region: 6-701 (231 amino acids)
Cellular component (GO): mitochondrial ribosome
Source: RefSeq, a predicted model, not a curated record